Messenger RNA from Rotaria sordida, 3084 nucleotides. Lineage: Eukaryota; Metazoa; Rotifera; Eurotatoria; Philodinida; Philodinidae. The record is from the annotation of a GenBank genome assembly.
AUGGGAAUACAACUAUCAAAAUCGAAGUCAUCUCGGUCAAACACAGUAUCACCUGGAAAUUCUUCUAAUCAUGAUGAAAAAUCAAUCACAGACGACCACAUAUAUCGUCUAGCUAUUGAUCAAUCUGGUGUUAUUGGGUCUCUUUACAAUGCAAGGCACGAUCAUUUAUUAGAAACUCCAGCAUUGAAUAUUUCUUCUACACCGAUUGCAUUAUCAAAAGCAGCGAAGAAUCCAGAAAUAAAUAUUGGUACGCUAGAAAACAAAAAUCUAUCUGAUAUAAUUGGUAUCGAUAGAGAAUUGUGCUUGAGUAUAUACUUAAAAUUAGUAGCCUCCGAUGGAAUAUCUUCGUUAAUUAAACAUUCAUUCACAAUCGAUAAAUAUACUCGAUUUCUUUCUUAUUACUAUAUAUCACAACAAAUUCAAUCGAAUAAUGAACAAACUACUACUAAAUUGAAAACAAUUGAAAAAUCUAUAGCUGAUACCAAUGUAACUCAUGUUGUAACUGGAAUUAAGUAUGGAAUUCAUGUUAUUAUUGUACUACAGUUAACACCUGAUGACGAAUCUGAUUUUGAUCAACUACUUAAGAAAAUAAAAGAACAGUUGACUAAAAAUGCUUUUCACAUAGCAACAAAUGACAAGGAUUUAUUCAAUCAAUUUACUCAUAUAAAAGUUUUUUCCAAUAUACCUGAUGUUGCAAAGUUAAAAAAAUUAGCUGAUGUGUGUGAAAAAAUAACUGAUAUAAGAUCAGACAGUUCUCAACAUCGUUUUAUAGAAUAUACUCUUCGACCAAUUAGAUGUUUUUAUCCAUCGUAUCUGAAAGAGAAGGCAAGGUUUGUUUCAAUCAAUCAAAAACAUAUGGAUCAAAUAGAACCAUAUUUAUAUCAGUUAUCAUUACUUAGAACACAAUGGAACAUAUCAUACAAUUCUGAAAUCAAACAAUUGCUUAAAAAAUAUCUCAAGCAACCAUAUGAGGAAUUUCAACAACGAGAUUCUACCGUGAAGGAACUUUAUCAAGGAAGAAAAGAUCAAAAGAAAAAUUUAAUUUUACAAAUUCGCGAUGGAGAUAUUGAACAAGAUUCAUUAUCUGAACCGCUAAUCGAUACAGAAGAUAGACGAUUAUUAAAGGAGAUUCGUAAUGUUACUAAACACCGAAAUACUUUGAGAGAAAAAGCACAAUUAAUCGAUAGUUUUACAAAACAGGGAAUCGAAUAUCUAAAUGUAAAAGAAUUCAUCAUAGAAGAUGAUAUAAAUUUGGAAGGUAUUAUGACAAGGAUUAUGCAUGAAAGCAAACAGAAAAUUGUUUAUUGUUUUGAUGAUAAAUUAGAGAAGUUAAAUUCAUCAAAAUGGAACGAUUUUUAUAUUAAGUUAAUCAAUGAACGCGAAAAUAAUUCUCAAUUAGAAUUUGUUUAUGCUGAUUUUUCUUACUGUUCAUAUCAAUUAUCACAAAUGGAAAUCUUGCCAUCGAAAGAAAUUCGUCAAUUGCGAAAGACUUCACGGACAGAAUCAACUUUAGAUUCUACGACAUUGUCAUCAUCCAAAAAACACCAUUCUAAUAAAUCAAAUUCGUCAAUAAAUAAUUUUAUUAAUGUACUUCUUUUAGGUGAAUCUGGUGUUGGAAAAUCAACAUUCAUCAAUGCUAUUGUUAAUUAUCUUAAUUUUCACACUCUUGAAAAAGCUCAUUCUAGUGAACCUAUUGUACUUAUGCCGAUUUCAUUUCUUCUCACAGUUGGUAAUAAUUUUGAAGAACGAAUUAUUAGAUUUGGUAAUGAAGAUCCAAAUGAAGAUCAUCAUCAUCCAGGUCAAUCCGUAACUCAACAUUGUAGAUCAUAUGUUUUUACUAUUGGUACUCGAACUAAGAUAAGAAUAAUUGAUACACCUGGAAUGGGAGAUACUCGUGGACUUGAUCAAGAUGAUCUUAAUAUGAAACAUAUUCUAUCAUUUAUUAAUAAUCUAUCACAUUUAAAUGCUAUUUUUAUACUUCUUAAACCUAAUGAAUCAAGAUUAAAUGUUGUUUUACGUUCAUACUUUGGUCGAUUGUUAAGCUUUUUAGGUGAAAGUGUUCAUCAUAAUAUAAUUUUUUGUUUUACAAAUACUCGAGGAACAUUUUUCGCACCAGGUAAUACUGCACCUCUACUCAAAUCAAUGCUUGACACAUAUUCAUUCAAUGAUAUUCUAUUUAAAAAAUCAAAUACAUUUUGUUUCGAUAGUGAAUCAUUUCGAUAUUUAAUCGCUCGAAAAAAUAGAAUCGAAUUUGAUGAUUAUCAAAAAGAUGAAUACAAACGAAGUUGGAUAACUUCUGUAAACGAAACAAAUCGUCUUAUUCAAUAUAUUUGUAAUGAACUCAAACCGUGUUUGCAAAAAAGCUGGAUGUCCAUUGAACAUGCUCAAUUUCAAAUUAAUCGAAUGAUUCGUCCUAUAUUAGAAACAAUAAAAAAUACAAUGCGAAAUUUAAUAUUAUUGGAUAAGUCUUCAUCUAAAUCAUUAAUAAAAUUAUGUCCAUCACCUGUUGAUAGAAAUUCUGCUACAUGCACGAAAUGUUCGCAUUAUGCUAUACUAUGUGGUGAAUUUUGGAUUAUGUGUUACGAUUUGCAUACUCUUUCAGAUCGAUGUAGCCAAUGUGAGUGUGAUUUUUCACGACAUUUCAAAGUAAAUUAUGUACUUAAAUAUGAACUUUGUGAUAAGAAACAAGAACCAACUUUUCAUGAUAUGAAAAGAAAUUUAGAACAAUUGACACAGAUAAUUAUCCAAUUUGCUUAUUUUUAUAAGUAUCUUGUUCAUAUCGCAACAGAAAAUGAUCCAAUAUUAUCUGUUCUCAAUCGACUGAUCAAGGAAGAAAAAUCUAUUUGCUCACAAAAAGGAAAUCAGAAUCUUAAUGCAAAUUUGUAUGAUGAUCUAAAAAGCUUUAAAAAUGAAUAUGAAGAAGCUUGGUCUAUGUCAAUGUCAAACCCAAAAACUAUAACUUUACCGAAAAUAUACAAAAUAAUAAAAACUGCCAGUGAAAUAAGAGAAAUAAGUGAACAAUUAUCAACUAUCAAACAAAUGGAAGAUAUCUAUAUGAAUGAACAGGAAAAACUGAUACAAUGA